Molecule: messenger RNA, 1568 nt
Organism: Ailuropoda melanoleuca (giant panda)
Lineage: Eukaryota; Metazoa; Chordata; Mammalia; Carnivora; Ursidae
Gene: TDP2
Product: tyrosyl-DNA phosphodiesterase 2
Exons: 7
Coding region: 89-1168 (359 amino acids)
Biological process (GO): double-strand break repair
Cellular component (GO): cytoplasm; PML body
Molecular function (GO): 5'-tyrosyl-DNA phosphodiesterase activity; single-stranded DNA binding; protein binding
Source: RefSeq, a predicted model, not a curated record
GGGUGCGCCGGGGCGGCGGGCGCCUGCGCAGAUCCGCGCGUCGGCCCUCUGGCCCUGCUGAGGGGCGCGGCGCGCCCUGGGCGAGCCCAUGGAACGGCCGAGGGACUUGGAAGCGGAGCGGGCAGAGGGCGAGCCCGAGGUGAAGAAGCAGCGACUUCUGUGUGUGGAGUUCGCCUCGGUCGCGAGGUGCGACUCCGCCGUGGCUCAGUGCUACCUGGCCGAGAACGACUGGGAGAUGGAAAGAGCGCUGAACUCCUACUUCGAGCCGCCCGGGCAGGAGAGCGCCGCGGAGAGCCGCCCUCAGACGGCGGCGGCGGGGCCCGAGUCCUGUGUUGACCUAACGAAUGAAGAGACAACUGAUUCCGUUAGUUCUAAAGCCAGUACAUCUGAAGGGAUUCAGCAAGAAGAUGGCAGCGUGUUCUCUUUCAUUACCUGGAAUGUUGACGGAUUGGAUCUAAACAAUCUGCAAGAGAGGGCUCGAGGGGUGUGUUCCUAUUUAACUUUGUACAACCCAGAUGUGAUAUUUCUACAGGAAGUUAUUCCCCCGUAUUGUAGCUACCUAAAGAAGAGAGCAAGUAGUUAUGAGAUUAUUACAGGUCAUGAAGAAGGAUAUUUCACAGCUAUAAUGUUGAAGAAAUCGAGAGUGAAAUUUAAAAGCCAGGAGAUUAUCCCUUUUCCAAAUACAAAAAUGAUGAGAAACCUUUUGUGUGUGUAUGCAAGUGUUUCGGGAAAUGAACUUUGCCUUAUGACUUCUCAUUUGGAGAGCACCAGAGGGCAUGCUAAGGAACGAAUGAAUCAGUUUAAGACGGUUUUAAAGAAAAUGCAAGAGGCUCCAGAGUCAGCUACGGUUAUAUUUGCAGGAGAUACAAAUUUAAGGGAUCACGAAGUCACCAAAUGUGGUGGUUUACCCAGCAACAUUUUGGAUGUCUGGGAGUUCUUGGGCAAACCUAAGCAUUGCCAGUAUACAUGGGAUACACAAAUGAACUGUAAUCUUGGAAUAGCUCCUGCUUGUAAGCUUCGUUUUGAUAGAAUAUUUUUCAGGACAGCAGCAGAAAGUGGCCAUAUUGUUCCCCAAAGUUUGGAACUCCUUGGGUUGGAAAAACUGGACUGUGGUAGAUUUCCUAGUGAUCACUGGGGGCUUCUGUGCAACCUAGAUGUAAUCCUGUGAAAUGCUUUUCAAAUAAGAGUUUUCUAUCUUCUGAGUAAUUUUGUUCUGGAUUUUUGCAAUUGUAAUUUCUACCUGUCUGGAAAGGUAGGUAAUAUGGAGGAAUUAAUAUACUACGUCAUUGUAACAGAAGAAAACACUACUGUGAUUUUUAUUUUGUGGAUUGUGUCCUCAAAUUUCAGGACUAAAUAUUGAUGUUUAUUUAAACUAAAGCAUACAGAAUAUGAGACUUCUUAAAGGCCACCAGGACUGUCAGCGCUUGUAAUCCUACAGAGGUGUGGCCGGUUCUCAAGCAGGGCCAUGUGGUCUCUGGGCAAGCCUUUAUAAUUUAUUUUUUAAAUCAGGCAUCCAGUAGUUUAUAUUUUAUGUAAAUCCUUAAAAAUAAAAAUAAGAGUUUAUUGUG